Messenger RNA from Corythoichthys intestinalis (scribbled pipefish), 7020 nucleotides. RefSeq names its product CBP80/20-dependent translation initiation factor (gene ctif). NCBI's taxonomy places the organism in Eukaryota, Metazoa, Chordata, Actinopteri, Syngnathiformes, Syngnathidae. The record is from RefSeq and is a predicted model, not a curated record. Gene Ontology annotation, cellular component: cytosol. Gene Ontology annotation, molecular function: protein binding; RNA binding; translation activator activity. The transcript has 14 exons. Bases 805 to 2817 code for a protein of 670 amino acids. Gene Ontology annotation, biological process: regulation of translational initiation.
ACUUAGAACUUGGGAACAAAAUAUGUUAAACACUAUCUGUUAUACGCUAUCUUUAAUAUAUUACCACAGUUAGGUGAAUCAAGGAAAUCUAGACAUUCUCUGGGAAAAACAGUAUUCUAGUUGUGAAAAAAGAAAAACCAAAAUCAUCUUGCGUUUCAAUGUAAAAGUCGAUUUCCCGUGCUCAUGCUAACAUAAACAUGAUACGCUCACUCUACAACAUGGGAAAAUUCCCUUCUGCGUUAGAGUUUACAUAGUUUUCCGUUGUCGCCUGCCACUCCAAAUGUAAAACUAGCACUUACAUAUAUGUCAUAAUGCAAUAAUCAAACAACUACUUGGAUACAUGAUGUUAUCCAUUUUUCCAUAAAUGUCACAAUUUCCGCUGUCAGUUCCAUUGCAAACCACUACAGCGCUACAUGUGCUUGGAACUACUUACUCCCCACAUGAACCACGUGACCACCGGCGGCGAGAACAGAGUGCAAUGAGUUAAUAACCAAUCUAGUAUUACUGUCAUUUGACUACAUUUCCCGUGAUGCACCUCCUCUGAUGCACGUGUCAAUGCUGCCAGCAAACCGGACUAGACGUCACAUUCCUGCAUUCCCUUUCUCCCGUCCGGUGUUUAUACGUCGGCGUUUACUCCAUAGCUAACCUUCACUCCCUUUUUUUACAUUUCUAACUAUUCCCCUCUACCAAACACACUCAUGAAACGGAGAGUUUGAUACGAGAAGGGGGUGAACCCGGGUUCCAGAGACUCAUUCUCAAUUCGGGUCACUUUCCUGCUCACCACCUACCGCCACCUCAGUUGCCAUGGAGAGCUCAUCAGUGGCGUCGGCAUCUUCCGAGGCGGGCAGCACGCGCUCGCAGGAGAUUGAGGAGCUGGAGCGCUUCAUCGACAGCUACGUGCUGGAGUACCAAGUGCAAGGGCUGCUGGGAGAGAAGGUUGACGAGGACUUGGACCUGGAUGACGGUGGGAAAGUGCCACAGUGGACAGACGACUGCAACGACUACAAAGAAGGCAGCUGGACGUCAUCACAAGGAAGAAGUUCCUCUAAGCCAGAUGAGUGGGAGCAUAGCAGUAACGGAAGCUCAGGUUCCAGGCCUAGCUCUGGGUCCAGACCAGGUUCUGGUUCCCGAUCUGGCAGUAGAGGUCGAAACAACCAUUUUAAAAGCUCCAAUAAGAAUGGAAAUAGAGACGUCUCCUUGGACAUCCUAGGCACAGACAUAUGGGCUGCCAACACAAUGGACUCAUGCGGGGGGACAGGUUGGGACGUGCAGCCAGAGAAGUUAGACUUCAGCCACUUUCACAGGAAACACUCAAGAGCUGCGCCAAAGCACCUGCCGCACAUCGAUAGAGAGGGGAUGAGCAAAAACAAGUUUGAGGAAGAUGAUGGCAUAGACUUAAAUGACAUAGAGAGGUUUCUACCCCACCUGUGCACUGUCUUCCCACCCCUUCCUAAUGAGGCCGAGAUUGCACACACCAAAAAGCUCUUCCGACGCAGGAGGAACGACCGACGAGCACUAGAUCACUGUGACCGGUUAACCAUACUUCUGCCCACUGGUCCCGGGGAGACACGACACGUCUACGUCAGGAGACCGCAGCGGGCUCAGGGAGGAGGUAAGAACCAAUCUCCAUCACCGCAACACCAGUGGGAUCAGCAGUCACCCAGCCCGACAGAAGCAGGAGACAACAGAAACAACGGUCGGUCGACUCGCCAGCAACAAGGUGGACAUGGGCAACGUCAGGUUGGACCCCCGCAUGGAUACAGCCAGAAUCGACGCUGGCACCACAAUCAGAAGGGUCCAGGACAACAGAACCCUGCGGGUUCUGAACGAGGACUCGCUCUCAGAACAACCAAAGAGACAGAGAAUGUAAAAGUGACAAGUGAAAAGCACACUCGACAGAUGGAGGAGCCUCGGGACUCCAAAAGUCUCGCUGACUCGACAAAGUCUGAGUCAGCGCUAGACAGAAACUCCUCGUCAGACAUGACAGCCGGCAAAGAAAGCCCCAGCUCGUCAGUCCAGGGCACGUCCAGGGAGCCCCAAAUUAGCUUGCUGCAGUCGUCCAAAGAGAGGCUGCAGAGGAGACUAAAGGACAAGGAGGAGUCGCUAACAGAAGAGUCGGGCGCACCCAACAUGGACCACCUGGUGAGGCUGCUCAACAGCAUGAGGAGCAACAGCAGCGGCGUGGAAGAGCAACUGGCCUCCUUCAUGGAGGAGGCGCAGAACUCGGCGCGCUCCGAGGAAACCCUGACCCAGGUGGUGGGCACCAUUUACGACAAAGCCGUGUCUGACCGAAGCUUCGCCGCCACUGCCGCCAAGUUGUGCGACAAAAUGGCACUCUUCAUGGUGGACGGGACCAAGUUCAGAUCGCUGCUUCUUAAUUUAUUGCAGAAAGACUUCGCCCGCCGCGAGGAGCUGCAGCGGUCAGAUGUGGAGCUAUGGUUGGGCUUCAUCACCUUCCUGUGCGAGGUGUUUGGAACCAUGCGAAGCAGUUCUGGGGAGCCCUUUCGGGUCUUGGUGUGUCCAAUCUACACCUGCCUGCGAGAGCUGCUGCAGUCCAAGGACGUCAAGGAGGACGCCGUGCUGUGCUGCUCCAUGGAGCUGCAAAGCGCCGGGCGCCUCCUGGAGGAGCAGCUGCCGGAGAUGAUGACGGAGCUGCUCGCGGCCGUGCGCGACAAGAUGCUGAGCCCUGCCGAGUCUCCGUUGACCCGCUCGCUCCUCAUGGAGGUGGUCGAGCUGCACGCGCACCACUGGAGCCCUCUGGAAGCGAUCACCACGCAGUACUACGACCGCACUAUCCACAAACUCACCACUGCAUAAAAGCGCCAUUUGAUCCCAGACUCUCGGUACAGACUUUUGGUGUUUCCCACUAGGGGGAGUGUAGGACAGCAUCAGCUUGUCCGGGAAUACAGAGAUGUUAAAAGUAGGGAGGAGGGGGCUGUUCCUUUAUUGUCGUCCGCCCCCUCCUCCUAUUCCAUCCCCCAGCUCUCGUGGCUGAUAAAAGACAGAAAAUGGAGGCAGGGAGCAGACACGGUGCUGUCUGUCUGCACCGUCUGCCCUCUUCUCCGCAGGGACCCCCGGGUCAGGAGGUCUCGCCGCGGGACUCCAGUACGCCUACACCAACCCCCAUCACCUACUACCCCCUCCACCCUUUGUCUCCCUCCCUUAGCAGGAAGCCUUUUUUGUAGGGAUGAGACAGCAGGCCUGCUGGGCCAGGCUGGGCUCGGGAUAAGGAUCAGGCUGGCUAGAGUAGGGUGGCAGAUGGCGGCUUGAGCCCUUGUGAGACAUACACACACAGUCAGAACACACACAAUCAACGCGUGCACGCUCCCCAACAGAAAAAGAGGAAACAAGGGGGUCGUCAGAAUUAGAGGAGCAUUAUAAAAACGCUGUUAAAUCUUUUGUUUUUGUCUCCCGAGCCGUGCGCAUCCACAAUAUUAAUAAUUGUUUUUUUAUUGUAUGUAUUUAUUGCAAUCAUUUGAUUUUAUCGUCUGAGUCUUACCAUGGAGUGUUAGCGCCACGCUGAAAAGGAAAAGUCUAACUAUACGAUAAUACGGUGUAACAGGAGAAUAAUGCGAUAGUGGGAAAAUACAUUGAAGAAAAGUAGCGAUGUUACGCUAAUAAAGACUAAAAAAUGUAGUAGGACGAAGUUUUAAAGGACAAACAAAAUACUGAGACUGUUUGGAUUGAACGUUUAUCUUCGUCAAUGGCAGUCAAUGAGUUCAAUGCAAGUACUAUUUUAGCCAAUCAAAUGCGUGUAUUUCAAAUACCCGCCUAGCAUUGGCUACCCACAAUGCUAUGCGACGUCAAUUGUCUAUACACGCUUUAAUGAAGUGAGGCGAGCUUAGUCUGAGUCUCAGACGGAGGAAGACUGGGACAGAUUGCACAGGUACAGAAACUUUUAAAAGUGUGUGCCUGUUUUCUUAGCUACUAUUUCCCAGUUUCGAGCGUAUUAGCGCAUGGCGUGACUGAUUUCUCCAUUAUUAUAGUUUGAAGAAAUUUGUGAUUUGCAUGGUUACAUUCAACCAUCUUUCACUUGAAGGUCAUUUAUACACGCUUAAGAGAAACAGGUUGUAGACCUUUAAAAUGGAUGCAUAAUGUUUCGCGGGAAAAUUUUAAGACAGGUCUUAAUAAUCAUGAUUAAAGUUAUGAUUAUAUGAGAUUGUAUGAGUUUUAAAAUUCUGCAAAUACAUGAGAAGGAGUCGUAGUUAGGGUUGUUCCGAUCAUGUUUUUUUGCUCCCGAUCGUUUUAGAGUACGUUCCGAUCCCGAUAUUUCCCGAUCCGAUUACUUUUUUUUUGCCCCCGAUUCAAUUCCAAUCAUUCCCGAUAAUUUUUCCCAAUCAUAUACAUUUUGGCAAUGCAUUAAGAAAAAAAUGAAUAAAACUAAUAUAAAACGAAUAUAUACAUUCAACAUACAGUACAUAAGUACUGUAUUUGUUUAUUAUGACAAUAAAUCCUCAAGAUGGCAUUUACAUUAUUAACAUUCUUUCUGUGAGAGGGAUCCACGGAUAGAAAGACUUGUGACUUUGUAUAUUGUGACUAAAUAUUGCCAUCUUGUGUAUUUGUUGAGCUUUCAGUAAAUGAUACUGUAGCCAUGCCCAAAUGCAUGAUGGGAAGUGGAACCAUGACUGUGCGUAGUGCUACCAAUUGAUAUAUCUUCUCUGCGUUGGGAAAUAACAUAAAGUGUUAAGAAAAAGAUCAAUUGCUACCUUGCUUCCCCACAUUGUUUCCCAUGAUAUUUCUAAUUGUAGGGAGAGGGAUUGUAAGGCUUUAGCCAAUUAAAAAAAGGCUCCAAAGGCUGCCAAAAUUCACUCUACUCAUUUUACGCUGCCUUUUAUCUCUCUAUAUAGGUAAAACGGCGUCAUUACAGAUUGAACGCGACAAUGCGUGAGCGGGUCGUGCAGCGCAUGCAUUAAUUGCGUUAAAUAUUUUAACGUGAUACGUUUUUUUUUAAAUUAACUACCGCCGUUAUCGGGAUAAAUUUGAUAACCCUACCUUUAGCCUAAACUAAAGACUCUGGAUGAGUGUAACAUAUUAUGUCUGUAACGUUAAAUACAAUUAGAAAACGAUUUAAUUAAAAAAUAUAUAUAUAUUAAAAAAAGGCAUGGCCGAUAUUUUUUUGCCGAUUCCGAUACUUUGAAAAUGACGUGAUCGGACCCGAUCGAUCGGCAUCUCUAGUCGUAGUGUUUUGAGAAUGAAGGAUAAUGUUAUGUAAAAAGUCGCAAUGUUACGUGAAUGAAGCGAGUGAUAGGAGAAAACGACUUAUGCCGCAAAACCCAAAUUAUUCUGGGCAAAAAAAAGUCGUAAUUUUACAACAGUUUUCUUGAUGUUUGAAUAAUGUUGUAAUGACACGAGAAGUUCUAGAAAUAAAUGCUUUUAAUGAGAAAAAUGUUCUAACUUUCCAGAACGUUACAAUUUUAUGUGAAUAUAGACGUAAAAACUGUCACAAUAUUACAAAUCUAAGAUGUGAAAGUUGAACAUUUUUGCGAGAAAAUAAUCUUAACGGCAUGAGAAUAAAGGGGAAAAAUGUAUAGUAAAAUGGGUUAAGAAAAUGAGGUGCAAUGUAAUAUAAAAAAAAAAGACGAGUUGCUAACAGACGAAAUAGUUGAUUAAUGUUACGUUGUCUUAAGUUAAUAUUGCAAGAAAUAUGAAAAAGUAAUAUUGCAAGAUGUAACAUGGAGGAACAAAUGCUCUCAUUUGUAGGAAGUUGUAUUAUUGUGCAUGAAGUCAUCGGAAAAUAAUAUUGCAACAAAAAGCUCAGGUUAUGGUGACAACUAUUUAUAUUGCAGUAAUGCUGGAAAGUCGUAUUCUUGCUCGAAUAUCGUUGGGAUUUUACACCGAAAAGUUGCUUGUACUAAAUAAGUAAACAUUUUUCGGGAAAACUAUUGAUUAUUUAAGUAAUCAAUUAAUCUAUCAAGUACUUAGUUUGAAUAAUCAAUCUUAUUAGGAACAUUUAAUGCGUUGCAGAAUAAAUUUUAGGAGAUGUAAAAAUAAUCAAGUGUUUAGGCUCGCAUUAAAUGCAAAUACAAAAUAGAAUUGCUGAGCGUUUCUUCAAACUAAACAGAAUUGCAGUUUUAUUUCACAAGAGCAAUACAUGCAUUUGAAAUUAAAUUCAAAUACACAAACGGUAUAAAAAAUGGGCAUAAUAAUUAGGGUUGUUCCGAUCAUGUUUUUUUGCUCCCGAUCCGAUCCCGAUCGUUUUAGUUUGAGUAUCUGCCGAUCCCGAUAUUUCCCGAUCCGAUUGCUUUUUUUUGCUCCCGAUUCAAUUCCAAUCAUUCCCGAUAAUUUUUCCCGAUCAUAUACAUUUUGGCAAUGCAUUAAGAAAAAAAUGAAUACAACUUGGACGAAUAUAUACAUUCAACAUACAGUACAUAAGUACUGUAUUUGUUUAUUUUGACAAUAAAUCCUCAAGAUGGCAUUUACAUUAUUAACAUUCUUUCUGUGAGAGGGAUCCACGGAUAGAAAGACUUGUGACUUUGUAUAUUGUGACUAAAUAUUGCAAUCUAGUGUAUUUGUUGAGCUUUCAGUAAAUGAUACUGUAGUCAUGCCCAAAUGCAUGAUGGGAAGUGGCACCAUGACUGUGCAUAGUGCUACCAAUUGAUAUAUCUUCUCUGCGUUGGGAAAUAACAUAAGGUGUUAAGAAAAAGAUCAAUUGCUUCCCAUGAUAUUUCUAAUCGUAGGGAGAGGGAUUGUAAGGCUUUAGCCAAUUAAAAAAAGGCUCCAAAGGCUGCCAAAAUUCACUCUACUCAUUUUACGCUGCCUUUUAUCUCUCUUUAUAGGUAAAACGGCGUCAUUACAGAUUGAACGCGACAAUGCGUGAGCGGGUCGUGCAACGCAUGCAUUCAUUGCGUUAAAUAUUUUAACGUGAUACUUUUUUUUUUUUUAAAUUAACUACCGCCGUUAUCGGGAUAAAUUUGAUAACCCUACCUUUAGCCUAAUCUAAAGACUCUGGAUGAGUGUAACAUAUUAUCUCUGUAACGUUAAAUACAAUUAGAAAACGAUUUAAUUAAAAAAUAUAUAUAU